Lasiosphaeria miniovina is the source of this 834-nucleotide messenger RNA. RefSeq lists its product as uncharacterized. The record is from RefSeq and is a predicted model, not a curated record. NCBI's taxonomy places the organism in Eukaryota, Fungi, Ascomycota, Sordariomycetes, Sordariales, Lasiosphaeriaceae. The transcript is spliced from 3 exons. The coding region runs from base 1 to 834 and encodes 277 amino acids.
AUGUCCUACGCGACCAGGCACGGCUGGAGAUGCCCAGCCUCGCACCCCAAGCAGGUGCCCCAGAUCGCUCUCGAACAGGAAUUCUACGCCGGCAGCUACCGCCACGAGGACAUCGCCCUCUCGUCAGGCAGUAAGCUGGGCGCGGGCGUGCACGGGGAUUUCUUCAUGGGCUGGACGCCGACGGGGGUGGCCACGAUGCUGCGCGCGCUCGACGACCCGCAGUGCCAGCGAGCCGCGGGGAUCCUGCCGUGGUACAACGACGAGUCGCGCAUCCAGAGGCCCGUGGCUGCGCUGCCUGGGUGUAACCCGCUCUUUGACGCGCCUGGGUUGCCGGAUAUGAAGCCCGCAUGUGCCGGUUCGGGUUUUGGUGGUGCGAGUGUGCCAAAGAUUGACCCGCCGUCGAGACUGUUUGCGUGGAGGGAUGGGGACCCGAGGCAUGUGGUGCAUUCAUUGGGCGUGUUUGAUCAGGUUGCGCCGAGUUCGAGCAGUAGGACUACGUUGUUGAGUGUGGCGAAGACGACGGUUAGCGCGGCGAGCAAGACGGCGAGCACGACCAAGACUACCCCGAUUACGACGACCAAGACCGCGGCUAGUCCGACGACAAAGACGACCAAGACUACGACGGUUCCGACAGGGGCCCGGCGGCAACCAAGACUUCCGCGCCCGGCGGCGAUUCUUGUGGAGCUAUUCGAAGCCGCGAUCAUGCCACUGGGGGACUCGUCGGUCUCUGGAACCGUUCUUGUCCUGAUUUAUUACCUCUUUUCGUCUUUGAGCUCCAACACGCAUCUGCUUGACUUCUCCAUGCGUUUUAGUCAUGUCCUGAUCGGAUCUUAG